Peronospora farinosa is the source of this 2232-nucleotide messenger RNA. The record is from the annotation of a GenBank genome assembly. NCBI's taxonomy places the organism in Eukaryota, Oomycota, Peronosporomycetes, Peronosporales, Peronosporaceae.
AUGAGUCGUUUGAGCGUGAAUUUGACUGUUGGCGUCGGCACGGCCGCAGUGCUAUACAUGGUUCGGCUCCGCCGUGCGGCAUACUCGAACCUGGCUGAUCGUGUGCACCCACCUGUUCUAAAGAAGCGGUCCAAGAUGGUUCCGUUUGGUGCGAUCGCCGGUCAAAAUCGUGGCUCGAAUCCCAUGAAGCCCAUCCUGUACCUGGAGGACCCGUACUUCUACGUUCGGGAUGACUCUCGCAAGAACGAGGAGGUGCUGCAACAUUUGCGCAAAGAGAACGAGUAUACGGAUCUCAAAACGAAACAUCUUGCGAAUGUGCGUGCCAAUAUAUACGAUGAGCUGCUGUCACACGUACAGGAGACGGACGAGGAUUAUCCAUACCCACACGGCCCCUAUCUGUAUUAUAGCCGAACAGUCAAGGGAAGCAGCUAUGCUUACCACUGUCGCAAGUCUAAAACUGAGAACGCUCCGGAGGAGGUAUUACUGAAUGAAAAUGAGAUUGCCAAGGGCCAUCAUCACUGUGAGGUUGCCAGUGUCUCUCCCAGUCCAGAUCAUCGCUAUCUGUCCUAUAUGGUGGACUUUAGUGGCUAUGAAACUUACAUUGGCUACGUAAAGGAUCUUCAGACGGGGGAGUUGCUGUCUGACCGUAUCGAAAAUAUUUCUAGUCUGCAAUGGGGACAGAACGCCUCUGUGCUUUACUAUGCUACGCAGAACGAUGCCCACCGCCAGGACAAGCUUUGGCGCCAUGUCAUGGGAAGCUUAGAUGCAAACGAGCUACUAUAUACAGAAGACGAUGAAAUUUAUAGCGCCUACUUCCAGAAAUCUCGCAGUGGAAAAUACAUGUUUUUGGUUUCCUCUAGCAGCGAAACCAGCGAGGUUUCUUUCAUUGACUUAGACUACCCGUCAAAGCCGCCACAACUGAUUGCUAAGCGACAAAAGGGGUUAAUCUAUGAAGUGGAUCAUUUUGGUGACAACUUUUACAUCGUCACCAACAAGGACAAGGCCACAAACUUCAAGUUGAUGAGAGCACCCGUGACGUCACCAUCGCCUGAACACUGGGUAGACGUGUUUCCGUACGAUGAAAGCGUUAAGGUUGACGGUAUUGACUGUUUUAAGGACUUUAUGGUCAUGUUCGGUCGCCAGGGCGGCUAUUCCCAGCUCUGGAUCAUUGUUCCCGAGAUGGGCAAUAAGCUUUCUCGCCGCCAUAUCACUUUUCAGGAGUCAAGCUACACUGUUUCCAGCUCUAUCAAUCGGGACUUCGACACGGAUAAGUAUCGAUAUAAUUACUCAUCAAUGACCACCCCGUGGACAACAUUUGAUUAUGACAUCAACACCCAUCAGUCCAAGCUGUUAAAAGAAAAGACUGUGCCCAACUAUGACCGUUCUCUUUAUAAAACUGAGCGCGUGGAAGCUGAAGCAAGUGAUGGCACCAUGGUACCCAUCUCGCUUGUGUACCGUUCCGACAUGCGCUCGCGAGACCGCCAGCCGCUGCAUUUGUAUGGUUAUGGCUCGUAUGAAAUUUCAAUUGACCCGAGCUUUGUCUCCUCUAUCUUGCCCCUUCUGGACCGAGGUGUUAUAUACGCAAUUGCACAUAUCCGAGGUGGCGGGGAAAUGGGGCGAACGUGGUACGAGGACGCAAAGUACAAAACGAAAAUCAACACCUUCGCAGAUUUCAUCUGCUGCGCUGAGCAUUUGAUCAAUACUGGGUACACAAGUUCAAGCAAGAUGACGUGUGAAGGCCGAAGCGCUGGCGGGCUACUUAUGGGCGCAGUUUUGAAUAUGCGCCCAGACCUUUUCACGGCUGCCAUCGCUGGGGUGCCCUUUGUGGAUGUGAUGAAUACCAUGAGCGACGCCUCCAUUCCGCUGACGACUGGAGAAUGGGAAGAAUGGGGAAACCCGAACGAGAGAGCUUACUUUGAGUACAUGCUCAGUUACUCGCCAUACGAAAAUGUAAAGAAGCAAGCGUACCCGAACAUUUUGGUGACGAGUGGAUUGUUCGAUCCACGUGUGGCGUACUGGGAGCCCACCAAGUGGGUCGCUAGGCUACGUGACAUGAAGAGUGACCAGAACGAUGUGUUGCUGAAGAUGGAUUUGUCAUCGGGUCACUUUAGCGCAAGUGAUCGGUACCACUACCUGAAGGAGAAGGCUUUCGAUCUGGCGUACCUGUUGGACCAGAUGAAGGCAAUUAGGGAAGAUGACAAGAAGACACCUAAAGCUACUGCGAACGAGUAG